AUGCGGCCCAUGGCUCUGGUGAUUGUGAUCCUGUCUGUGUUGGUCAUGCUGGAAGUCCAGCCCCGUGGUCCCCUCCACGGAGUACCCCGCCACGCCGGCCUGAGGAGCCCAGUUUCCCACUGGUGCCGACGGCCGCACGGGAACGGGCCAGAGCCAAACCGCAGCCCCUCCUCGCAUGGCAAGACACACAAAUGUAAUCAGAUCUUCCAUAGGGACAGUUUUGGAACUAUGUCGGGAAGAUUUGUUGGAUUUGCUCUUUUAUUUGGAUUUCUACAAAUUUCUUCAGGAUCCCGUCUACGCCAAGAGGACUACCCUCCCCGUAUCGUGGAGCACCCCUCCGACCUGAUCGUGUCCAAGGGUGAGCCCGCAACCCUCAACUGCAAAGCGGAGGGUCGGCCGACGCCCACCGUGGAGUGGUACAAGGACGGCGAGCGGGUAGAAACGGAUCGGGACAACCCGCGUUCCCAUCGGAUGCUCCUGCCCAGCGGCUCCCUCUUCUUCCUGCGCAUCGUCCACGGACGGCGGAGCAAACCUGACGAAGGCUCCUACGUCUGCGUGGCCCGGAACUACCUGGGAGAGGCAGUCAGUCAUAACGCCUCGCUGGAAGUAGCCAUCCUGCGCGAUGAUUUUCGGCAGAAUCCUGCUGACGUCGUGGUUGCGGCAGGCGAGCCGGCCGUUAUGGAAUGCCAGCCCCCCCGAGGGCACCCCGAGCCCACCAUCUCAUGGAAAAAAGAUGGCAUGAACAUCGAUGACAGGGACGAACGAAUCACGAUACGAGGAGGGAAGCUGAUGAUUACAAACACACGGAAGAGCGAUGCGGGGAAGUACGUGUGUGUGGGGACCAACAUGAUGGGCGAACGGGAGAGUGAGACAGCAGAACUGACUGUACUGGAGCGGCCAAGCUUUGUGAGAAGGCCCAGCAGUCAGUCCGUGCUGGUGGAUCAGAGUGUAGAGUUCAGAUGUGAGGCACAGGGUGAUCCUGUUCCCACCGUGCGCUGGAAGAAGGAGGACGGAGAACUGCCUAAGGGCAGGUUUGAGAUUAAGGAGGACCACACUCUGAAGCUGCGACGUUUGACAUCAGCAGAUGCAGGCUCAUACACCUGUAUGGUGGAGAACAUGAUGGGGAAGGCGGAAGCCUCUGCUACGCUCACCAUCCACGUUGUGUCUGUGCCUCCAGUGUUUGUGGUGCGACCGCGGAACCAGGUGGUGGGUGUGGGCCGAACCGUCACGUUUCAGUGUGAGGCCACUGGGAGUCCACAGCCUGCUAUCUUCUGGCAGAGAGAGGGCAGCCAGAACUUACUCUUCUCCUCCCAGCCUCCGCAGCCGUUCAGUCGUUUUUCUGUCUCGCAGUCGGGGGACCUGACCAUCACUGACGCCGAACGCUCAGACAUGGGUUAUUACAGCUGCCAGGCACUCAAUAUCGCAGGCAGCGUCAUCACCAAAGCCCUGUUGGACGUUACCGACGUCAUAUCAGACAGACCCCCGCCCGUGGUGCGACAGGGUCCCACCAACCAGACGGUGCCAGUGGACGGGACGGCGGUCCUGGGUUGCCAAGCGGUGGGUAACCCCAGUCCCACCAUCUUCUGGAGGAAGGACGGCGUGCUGGUGUCCACCCACGACUCUCGCAUCAAGCAGCUGGAUUCAGGGGCUCUGCAGAUCCGAUACGCGAAGCAAAGUGACACGGGCAUGUAUACAUGCAUAGCCUCAACUCCCAGUGGUGAGGCGUCAUGGAAAGCUUAUCUGGAGGUUCAAGAAUUUGGAUCACCAGCUCAGCCUGCCAGGCCAACAGACCCUAAUCUAAUACCCAGUGCUCCAUCUAAGCCAGAGGUCACAGAGGUCAGUCGCACCUCUGUCACCUUGACAUGGAAGCCUAAUCUGAACUCAGGUGCCACGCCCACCUCCUACAUCAUUGAGGGUUUCAGCCACGCGUCUGGCAGUAGUUGGCAGACCCUGGCCGAGCAUGUGAAGAUGGAGACGUUUGUGUUGAAGGGACUCAAACCCAGUGCAGUUUACUUAUUUCUGGUGCGAGCUGCCAACGCAUACGGCCUGAGUGACCCAAGCCCCAUCAGUGACGCAGUCAAGACACAGGAUAUCCCUCCCACUAGCCAGGGCGUGGAGCAUGGGCAGAUACAGAGAGAGCUUGGAGAUGUGGUCAUCCACUUGCACAACCCUACGAUCCUUUCCUCCUCCUCUGUCCGAGUACAGUGGACUGUGGAGCAGCAGUCCCAGUAUAUUCAGGGCUAUAAAGUUAUGUAUCGCAUUUCUGAGGAGGGAGGCCAACAGCGUGGCGACUGGGCCGUGUUUGAUCUGCAGAGUCCCACAGAGUACAGCACAGUCAUCACCCAGCUCAGGAAGGGGGUUAUGUACGAUUUUAAAGUGAGACCCUUCUUCAACGAGUUUCAGGGGACUGACAGCGAUAUCAAAGUGGCCAAAACACUCGAAGAGGCCCCCAGCGCCGCUCCUCGAGGCGUCACGGUGACAGAGAGUGGGGACAAUGGGACUGCCGUCGUGGUCUCCUGGCAACCGCCACCAGAGGAAGAACAGAACGGGAUAGUUCAGGAGUACAAGAUUUGGUGUCUUGGAAAUGAAAGUAAGUACCACAUCAAUCGCACCGUGGACGGUUCCACGUUCUCAGUUCUCAUUCCGAGUCUGUUGCCGGGAAUACGGUACAGUGUGGAGGUUGCCGCGGGUACAGGAGCCGGCCUUGGUGUGAAGAGCGAAAUCACUUACUUUCAGCUGGACUCCUCGGGCCGCAUGACGCAGAGCGUGACGGAUGUGGACGACACGCUGUCUCAGCAGAUCUCUGACGUGGUGAAGCAGCCGGCCUUCAUCGCCGGCAUCGGCGCCGCCUGCUGGAUCAUUCUCAUGGUCUUCAGCGUUUGGCUCUACCGUCACCGCAAGAAGAGGAACAGCUUAAGCAGCAGUUACGCCGGAAUCCGCAAAGUACCAUCAUUUACCUUCACUCCUACAGUGUCCUAUCAGAGAGGAACAGAGGCAGUGAGUAAUGCAGGAAGGCCUGGUCUGUUGAAUAUGGGAGAGCCAGCGACACAGCCCUGGUUGGCCGACACUUGGCCCAAUACAUGCUCCAACCAAAAUGACUGUAGCAUCAACUGCUGCGCGGCUGGCAAUGGCAACAGCGACAGUAACCUGGCAACAUACAGUCGCCCCGCGGACUGCAUUGCCAAUUACAAUAACCAGCUGGACAACAAACAGACCAACCUGAUGGUGCCUGAGACAGGGCUGUACGGUGAUGUGGACCUGUCAAACAAGAUCAACGAGAUGAAGACUUUCAAUAGCCCAAACCUAAAAGACGGACGCUUCGUGGGCCCAGGCGGCCAGCCCACCCCGUACGCCACCACCCAGCUCAUCCAGUCUAGCAUCAUGAGCAACAGUGUCACCGGCGGCAGCGGAAGCGGCGGUGGGAGUGGGGGGAGUGGAGGCGGGGAAAUAAAUGAGAAGCACUGCUGGAAAGCCAGUCAAGUCCAGCAACAACAGGAAGUGACCUCACAGCAUCAAUACAGCAUCAUGGAACAGAACAAACUGAACAAGGACCAUUACAGAGGUGGAGACAGCCCCAUGCCUGCAACCAUCCCCUACAACCAGGGUCAGGAUCCCACCACAGGAGGCUCCUACAACAGCUCUGACCGUGGCAGCAGCAGCACCUCUGGGAGCCAAGGUCAGAAAAAGGGUGGCCGAACCCCUAAGGCGCCUAAACAGAGCAACAUGAACUGGGCAGACCUCCUGCCCCCUCCCCCUGUGAAUCCACCCCCAUGUCAGGAAUACCCUCUCUCCAUGGAUGACAGUUAUGAUGCAGAUAUACAGUGUCCCCUCCCGCCCUCUCGAAUGUACCUCCAGCCCGACGAGCUGGAGGAGGAGGAGGAGGAGGUGGAGAGGGGUCCCACUCCCCCUGUCCGUGGGGCCGCCUCCUCUCCCGCUGCCGUCUCCUAUAGUCACCAGUCCACAGCUACACUCACACCAUCACCACAGGAGGAGAUGCAGCCCAUGCUCCAGGACAACCCAGACAGCACGGGCCCCGCCCCUCACAGCCGCAGACGGCAUUUGAUAAGCCCCCCUCCCCCACCGAGACCUCUCUCCCCGACUCACACAUACGGAUACAUCUCCAGCCCCCUGGCCCUGGACACAGACGGCAUGGAGGAAGAGGAGGAGGAUGACAUGGGUGACGACACGGACGCAGAGGUGGCCAAGGUCCACCGCCAGCACCAUCACCAGCACCCCCACCACCAACAGCAGCUGCUGCCCCAGCGAAGGCUCCUCCUGCGGGGGCUGGAGCAGACGCCGGCCUCCAGCAUGGGCGACCUGGAGAGCUCUGUCACCGGAUCCAUGAUCAAUGGCUGGGGCUCGGCGUCCGAGGAGGACAACGCCUCCUCUGGCCGAUCCAGCGCCGUCAGCUCCUCCGACGGCUCCUUCUUCACCGACGCCGACUUUGCCCAGGCUGUGGCCGCCGCGGCCGAAUACGCAGGACUCAAAGUGGCCAAGCAAGCAGGGCAAAGUCACCAACCCACCCUGCCAGGGGCACGCAAAUACCAAAUACCCCCAUCAGGCCACCGUCCAGGCAGCCCCAUGUCCACGGACAGUAACAUGAGUUCAGCCGUCGUGCAGAAGAGACCCCCCAAGAAACAGAAACAGUCCCCUGCUGGCCGCAGAGAAGGAUACUUUGAAGACUUGCCCCCACCGCCCAUUCCCCCGCCGGCCGCGCUCAAGUCCCCCACACACCCAUCUAAGGCCAUGCCCCCCAGGGCAGGAUCGGCAGAAGGCAGGGACAAGAGGACGGCCCCCACAGGCUACAGGUCCCGGGAGGGCUCGGACCACCGCACCAGCUCAUCAGAGCGACGGGAGCACCAGGAGAAACAGAAGGCCCAGAGAGGGGCCAAAACCAACAAACAGGAGGGUAGCACCAGCGCAAAGGCCCGCCAGCAUCCAGGUUCAGAGGAUAUUCUACCCUAUAGCCGUCCCUCUUUUCCCACUAUCCACAGUCCGCGGGCAGAGCGGGAGCCCAGCUCGUCCAGUUCUCUGUCAUCCCGGGGCUCAGGGGGGCGCAGGAGAGGAGAGGGAGUGGCCGCAGUCGUCAGGAACCCCGCUGACCUCGGCCUAAACACCAUAGGAGCCUUCCAGCCGGAGGAAGAUGGAAUGGAGGUACGCCUCCUUCAGGAGAACUUCCACUAA
Molecule: messenger RNA, 5184 nt
Organism: Chanos chanos (milkfish)
Lineage: Eukaryota; Metazoa; Chordata; Actinopteri; Gonorynchiformes; Chanidae
Gene: robo1
Product: roundabout, axon guidance receptor, homolog 1 (Drosophila)
Exons: 30
Coding region: 1-5184 (1727 amino acids)
Biological process (GO): Roundabout signaling pathway; axon midline choice point recognition; axon guidance
Molecular function (GO): axon guidance receptor activity; protein binding
Source: RefSeq, a predicted model, not a curated record